Thrips palmi is the source of this 2896-nucleotide messenger RNA. RefSeq names its product sprT-like domain-containing protein Spartan (gene mh). Bases 262 to 2355 code for a protein of 697 amino acids. Gene Ontology annotation, cellular component: nucleus. The transcript has 7 exons. The record is from RefSeq and is a predicted model, not a curated record. Gene Ontology annotation, molecular function: single-stranded DNA binding; metalloendopeptidase activity; polyubiquitin modification-dependent protein binding. Gene Ontology annotation, biological process: DNA repair. NCBI's taxonomy places the organism in Eukaryota, Metazoa, Arthropoda, Insecta, Thysanoptera, Thripidae.
CUACAGAAAGUGGAGUUGCGCGGGAAGCGGCGGGAAGCGGCGGCUCGACAACACGCAAGGGGAGGGGGCAGUUACUGGCAGGACAAUUUCCCUGCAAAUAGUGGCAGUACAUGACUUUAUUUCUCAUAUCCUUCUACAAACGGCGCUGAUUUGUUUGGAUUUGAGUUAAGACUGUUCCUCAUUAUUUCCGAUGUAAGCUUUGAUACGGCUACCCACAAGUCUGCUGUCAAUUUCGUACUGAACAAAGAAAACUUCACGAAAAUGGAUGAAGAUUACCAGCUAGCACUUCUCCUUCAAAAUGAAUUUAAUGAUGAGGAUCGUCCGGAAAUGAUACAGGAACAAUGGAAUAGCAAAGAAGUCCAGAAGAGAAACAACGAUAAGAAGACUGAAUCACUCGUGGACCCUCAAUGGGAGUUCAUCGAUCCGACACCAGACAUUCAUGUGUUGUUUCUUCAGUUCAAUGAUCGAUUUUUCUGGGGCAAAUUGCACACAGUUGAAGUUAAAUGGAGUAACCGAAUGACUUCCUGUGCUGGAGUCUGUGUCUAUCAAGGGCGGUCAGGAUUCUGCUCCGUGCGACUUAGCCUUCCCCUUCUGAAACUACGCCCCCGGAAAGACUUGGUGGAAACUCUUCUACAUGAGAUGAUUCACGCCUUUUUAUUUAUCACCAAGAACAACAGAGACAGAGACGGACAUGGCCCAGAAUUCCAUAAACAUAUGAACCGCAUCAAUCAAGAGGCUGGCACUCAUAUUUCAGUUUAUCAUUCAUUCCACGAUGAAGUGCGCCUUUACCAACAGCACUGGUGGCGGUGCAGUGGGCCAUGCCACAAGCGACCACCCUUUUUUGGCAUGGUUCGACGUACAAUGAAUCGAGCCCCAGGUCCUGCAGACAAUUGGUGGAAGCAGCAUCAAGAUACAUGUGGCGGCCGGUUCGUCAAAGUAAGAGAGCCUGAAAACACUAAAAAGAAAUCAUCAGACUCCAAAAGUAAAUCAGAUCAAAGCAAUAGCGGAGAUAUUCGUUCUUUCUUCCCAACUAAGGGGCCAUCGUCAAUGCCGGUGGGUGGACUGGGGAAAUCAAACAACAUGCCUGGCACCAGUGGCUCAAACAACUUUAAUAAUUUUCCCAAAGUUGGUGCUGCUCCCCCUAAGGACGUUUUUGGUGGCACUCCGCAAGGUGCUCUUUUUAAGAAACCCACCAUGAGCAAUGUGCAUGGCUUUGGAGGAGGUGAUGCAUCAUCCUUCAAACCUGUUGCCAACCCAGCUGUGAACAAUGUUUUCGGAUUUGGAGACAUGCAGGGUCAAGGAAGAAAGCAGCCAACAGGAUCAAGUCAACCUAGUGGAAAAGGCUACACUCUUGGAGGGAGUGGAAAACCACCUUACCAGAGAGGUGGUGCUUAUGGAGGAAUGUUGGCUAACAAAGGGGGUGGAACCCUUGUUGUGUCUGGGACUUCCAACAAAUUUCGAGAUUCGCCAGGUCCAUCAAACAGCACGACAUCAGAGCCUGGCCCAUCAUCUGCCCCAAUACAAGCAUUUUCUGGAAGUGGCUAUGUUCUUGGUAAGGGGGCUCCUCAAAAGCCGGUCACCUCUUCUUCUACUGCUCCAGGGUCUUUGCCAAAGAAACCCAGCCUGUUUCCAAAAAGUAGUUACCCUGCUUUCACCAAACAAGAGAAUGACUUUCAGAUCACUGCUGAGCCUUCCAAAAGACUUUCUCCUAAGUCCAGUGGGGACAUUCCUAAUAAAAAGAAGUUGCUUGAUGGAGAAUCGAGUACUUCUGAUCGUGUACGAGUGACUUGUCCUGUGUGUAACAAGGAAGUUUAUGAGUCAGAGAUAAACUCUCAUCUGGAUGAGUGCUUCAAUAAUCCCCCUCCUGAGGCUGAUGUUAAAACUGAUGACGUGAUUGUUUUAAGUGAUGAUGAAGAUUUGGAAGACAAGGAGGCAAAGUCUAUCAAAACAGAAUAUUUUGUUGAGUGCCCAGGUUGUAAUAAGAAAAUAUUGGAGAGUGAACUUGACUCCCAUUUAUCCUCAUGCCUGAGCCAUUCAUUUGAUGAUGAAGCUGUAGAUGAUGAUGUACUAUUUAUUCCCAAUAGAGAUGCAAAGGCCAAGUGUCCCAUUUGCUGUGAAAGUAUACUUGCAGCAGAUAUGGAUAAACAUCUUGACAACUGCGCAAGUUGCAGUGUUCAAGAUUUGUCCAAUGUGUUUGAUGAAGAAAUGAGUGAUGAAGAGGAGGAUGCUGCUGUUGGUUCCCCAUCUAAACGUGUCUCUGAUACAGGUGAACGGCUGUACCCUUGUCCAUGUUGCCUGAGAAUGAUUGAAACUACUAAAAUGAAUGACCACCUUGAUCAGUGCAAUUUCUUUUAAAUGUUUAAACUUAUUUAUUUUUAUAGUCAUUGUAAUUUUGUAUCUGUGACCAACUAACUCUUAAGUAUUGUUUAACGAAACUACUGGUGAGUUCCCUUGAUGUUCAUUGAUCUUCAGUUCAUUCUAUGAUAGAGACGAGGAUGAUGUUUGUAGAUGUUGUUUCAAUCAGUGUGCAAGUGCCAAUUGUCUGAUUUGCAGAACAAGUACACCAGGUAUUUCCCUAAACAUCUACUACUCGUUGGGUUUUGUGUGAUUAAAAGUUGGAACUUUUGUUAAAUAUUCUUUAAUUCUUGUCAUCAGCCAUUGCUUUUGUAUUAUUUGAUUUUUGUUAUUUUAAAUUUAGUGUUAUGGCAUUGUUUGUUCAAUCAUGAAACUUUUUAAAGAAUGUGAUAUUUCUAGUUUACUUUGACAUUAGAGCUGAUAAGGUUUAUUAAGGUACCUGUAUUUUCCUAAUGCAUGGUUUCGCAUCACAAAAGUAUUACCUCAUUCCAUGAUUGGCAAUGAGACUAAUUAUUAAAAGAUGUUGAUCUCCUUGAUUUAA